CAUGAAAAAUGAAGACAAUCAGUUGAGUAUCACAGAGGGGAGUAUGGAAAACGAACUAGUGAGCUUUUAGCUGCAUAUAUUGAUUGGGACCCAGAAGGUAUUGUCUGUACGGUCCAAGAGGAGAAUGAAAUACCUUAGUUUGACGGCCCAAAAUAUACAGGCCCAUUAAACUGAAUCGGGCUCAUAUUUAUAAGAAGGGAAGUGAUUAGUGACGACUAACGCGGCGCAUGACUCAGUCCGCGUCAGGAAAAGGAGCCAACUGCUCCGCAGCUACCGUUGCUGCGAAGAAUCUCGCACGUGUGGACCCACCCUCCAUGAAUCUUCUUUCUUCGUUUUCCCUUUUAUAUUGAUUAAUAUAUAAGGAAAUACAUUUGGCAUUACUCCUCAUCAUUACCUUUUUUGCGGAUCCCGAUUCCUUGUUCAUUUCUUUCACGCUCCAAUCAAUGUCAGAGGAAGACGGCAUGGAUAAUAACUACAAGAGUUUAUCAGAUUUUGUGAAGCACUUCUACAUCCCUAGUUACAUCUUCUCGCCAGAAUCAGAGGAGUCUCAGGCACUGCCGAUCGCUCCACCAGAGAGCCCCGUCCUCGUAUUCAUCAACUCCAAAAGCGGUGGUCAGUUGGGAGGGGAACUCCUAAUUACAUAUAGGUCUCUUCUAAAUGAGAAGCAGGUCUUUGAUCUUGGGGUAGAGACCCCGGAUAAGGUGCUCCGCAGAAUCUAUCUUAACCUCGAGAGGCUCAAGGAUGAUGAUCUUGCUCGUCACAUUCGCGACAAGUUAAAAAUCAUUGUUGCAGGAGGUGAUGGAACUGCUGGGUGGCUACUUGGAGUUGUAUGUGACCUUAAAUUAUCACAUCCUCCUCCUGUUGCCACCGUACCUUUGGGUACAGGAAAUAACCUCCCCUUUGCAUUUGGAUGGGGAAAGAAAAAUCCGGGAACUGAUACAGCUUCAGUGGAGUUGUUUUUGGAUCAAGUCCUCAAGGCCAAAGAAAUGAAGAUUGACAAUUGGCACAUACUUAUGAGGAUGAAGACUCCUAAAGAAGAAAGUUCUUGUGAUCCUCUUGCACCUCUUGAGUUACCUCAUUCUCUUCAUGCAUUUCACCGUGUCUCUUCUACAGAUGAACUAAAUAAGGUAAAUUAUCUUUCUGCCACCAUAAUUCUGACUCGUUUUCUCUUAUUAUGGAUAUCCUUUUACUCUUUCCAGGAAGGUUACCACACAUUUCGCGGAGGAUUCUGGAAUUACUUUAGCCUUGGAAUGGAUGCUCAAGUUUCUUAUGCGUUUCAUUCUGAGAGGAAGCUGCACCCUGAAAAAUUUAAGAAUCAGCUCGUUAAUCAGAGUACCUAUGUAAAGCUUGGUUGCACGCAAGGAUGGUUUUGUGCCUCUCUAUUCCACCCUGCUUCACGGAACAUAUCUCAGCUUGCAAAGGUUAAGAUUGCAAAUAAAAAUGGCCAAUGGCAUGACCUUGACAUACCCCCUAGCAUCAGGUCCAUUGUAUGUCUGAAUCUGCCCAGCUUUUCUGGAGGGCUAAAUCCUUGGGGCACACCAAACCCCAGGAAACAACGUGAUAGAGACUUGACUCCACCAUUCGUUGAUGAUGGCCACAUUGAGGUUGUUGGGUUCAGAAAUGCUUGGCACGGACUUGUCCUGCUCGCCCCAAAUGGGCACGGCACACGACUUGCCCAGGCAAACCGCAUUCGCUUCGAAUUUCACAAAGGAGCAGCGGACCAUACAUUUAUGAGGAUGGAUGGGGAGCCGUGGAAACAGCCACUGCCAAUGGAUGAUGAAACUGUGAUGGUAGAGAUUUCACACCUUGGCCAAGUGAACAUGCUUGCAACUCAUGACUGCCGGUCCAGAAGCAUGUACGACCCUUCAACCCCCCGUCAUCAGGAUUCUUCGGCAGAAGAGUGUGAUGAUAAUGAAGACGACUCAGUGACUGAAGGCGAGGAAUUUAGAAAGUUUGGUGCUGCAGAUACCUUCAAGAUUCCUGACGAGGUUGAUAUUUCUCACCUUAGUUAG
Messenger RNA from Eruca vesicaria subsp. sativa (arugula), 2012 nucleotides. NCBI's taxonomy places the organism in Eukaryota, Viridiplantae, Streptophyta, Magnoliopsida, Brassicales, Brassicaceae. The record is from the annotation of a GenBank genome assembly.